GGUGACAUAUGCCUCAAGGUCAAUUAAGGAGUUAAAUGUCUUAGCCAGUGACCCUUGGUGCUGCCCUGUGAUUGGCUGUUGCUAAAUUAGGCAAUGUGAUAUUCACCUGCUGAGCUCAGUCAUGUUUCCCCAGGUGAGACACACAGUGUGCAGGUAUGGGGUGCAAUGUGUGUGUCAUAAAGCCCCCAGCUCAUGGAGCAUCAUGUGAUUGGACUGAGCCGCUCGAUGGCGACACGCUGCAGCACCAUGCCUAUUCAUAAACCGAAGGCCGCACCACUACCACAACUGGAUUUAACCCCCUCCUCCCUGCAUCUUCUGAAGAGGGCCCAGCUGCAGCAGUACUGCAAGCGGCUAGGAUUAGGUGGGGGAGGAAAGAAUUCUGAUCUACUUCAACGGCUCCAGGAUCAUCAUAAGCAGACCGGACUAACUGUUCAGGUGUCUCCCAGAGCUGCUUCCCAAGAAAAGAGCGGACGUAACUCUGCUAAGGAGAAAACAGAGCGUCAGUGGUGGUGUGUAGUACAUGGACAGCAGUUCACUUCUUCUACCGGGGUAAAACUGUCUCCCUGCUGUGGUCGUCUUGGUGUGACCAUCGGAGGCUCAUUCGUCCCCCUGCACCUGACGCCCUCCUCUUUACCUGUUCCCCAUGGCUUUGAGGAUAAUAUUAUUUGUGGGGAAUGCCUGGAGAGGAAUAAGGAAAAGGAAUCUCGUCUGCUGCAAGAGUCGACCAAUCAAGAGCGCCAGUGUUGGUGUGUCGUCCAUGGGCAUCUAUUAACCACAUCGAAAUGGAUUCAACUGUCCCUCCGCCGCGGCCAUGUCGGUAUGGCCACUGGUGACACGUUCGUACCCCUGCAUUUGACGCCUUCAUCUUUACCUGUUCCCCCCAACUUCGAAGAUAAUAGAAUCUGCGGGGAGUGCCUGGAGAGGAACAACGAGAAAGAAUCUCGUCUGAGAAAAGAGUCCGUCAAUCAAGAUGAGAAUUGCCCACCUACCAUGCAUGGUAAAACCUCCUCUGUUAGUAUUUGCCGAAAUCGAAAUAAAUCGGGCAAAUUCCAGCCUAGAGAAGAUCCAGCCUAUGCUCGGAAGGUGGAUGAAAUUCUUGGCCAGCUUGCCAAAGGACAGGUGGAUUCUGAGCAGGUGCUGCAGCCCAAAUGUCCAGCUGUUAUUCACUCACCUGUUGCGAAGCAAGAAAGUAGCCCCCUAUCCAUCAACCAGCGCCACUCUGCCAAUUCCCAUUAGGGUUUCCCCUGCCCUCAUUUUAUAACUUUUUUUUAUAUUAAGGUAAAUAAACUAGUGUUUUUUUUUUUGUAUA
Messenger RNA from Pelobates fuscus (common spadefoot toad), 1309 nucleotides. RefSeq names its product developmental pluripotency associated 2 (gene DPPA2). The coding region runs from base 193 to 1236 and encodes 347 amino acids. Gene Ontology annotation, biological process: system development. Gene Ontology annotation, molecular function: chromatin binding. Gene Ontology annotation, cellular component: nucleus. Lineage: Eukaryota; Metazoa; Chordata; Amphibia; Anura; Pelobatidae. The transcript has 11 exons. The record is from RefSeq and is a predicted model, not a curated record.